Molecule: messenger RNA, 6264 nt
Organism: Elaeis guineensis (African oil palm)
Lineage: Eukaryota; Viridiplantae; Streptophyta; Magnoliopsida; Arecales; Arecaceae
Cellular component (GO): exosome (RNase complex); nucleus
Molecular function (GO): protein binding
Source: RefSeq, a predicted model, not a curated record
UGAGGGCUUCCGAAGUUCCCCCGACCGUCCGCUGCGAAGCGAGGGGGUGACACCGCCCUUACACCGCAGCUCUCCAAAAGGAAGAGGAGGAGGAGGAGGACGGCCAUGGCGGAGGCUGACGAGUUCAAGACAAAAGCCACCGCCACCUCUCCCGUGCCCUCGGCCGGAAACCCUACGCCCGGCUCCGCGGCGGCGAAGUCCCCCAAAUCCCGAGAGGAGGGAGAGCUGUCCUCCGGCGAGGACGCGGAGUUGCCAACUUGUUCAGCUGCUCCAUUUGCCAGCACAAUGUUGAUAGAACCUGUUCAUAGCUCAUCGCAAAGUAGUCUUGCUAGAAGUUUCAAAAGCGGUAAUAGUUUGAGCAUGGCUAAUAGGCAACUUCAGACAUCGAAAACACAAAAUUAUGGUAAAAACUUUAAGGUGAAACACUUGCCAUUUAAGUCCAGGAACAGUCGAACUUUUUCUUGGCGAAAGAAACGGUCUGAUGAUAACCUUGUGAUAAGCUUUUCAGACAAUGACAGUGGAAGUGACUCUGGAGAGUCUAAAACCGAAACAACUGCAGAAAGAAAAGAUAAUGCAAUAAGAGGAGAUAAAUAUGAAAUGUCGGCACAAUUGCAGAUACAAUCAGAAGUAACCCGCUCAACAACAAAUCAACUGGUGUCAAAGAAAGGAUCUGUAAGCCAUGCAUCCAGCUCAUCUUUUGCCAAAAACAACAAUGCCAAUUUUAGGCAUCCAGUAGCCUCUUCAGUUGCCAAGAAUUCUCGCACUCAAAUGCACAUUGCUGCCACUAGGAUUUCCACAAACCAGGUGCAUGGGCAUGUUCGAGAUAUGAAUUUAGCAGGUCAUAGCUUGGAAAGUUUACGUCAGGAAAUUGCUAUGCGAGAAAAUGAACUUGCUCAGAAGAAAUCAGUGGUUCAAAAUAAGGAAAGAGUUAUAGGUUCUCGUGAUGAUCAGUGGGACCAGCGUAGCCGGAAAGUGGAGAAUCAGAUAGCUCAUAGCAGCAGACCUGCAUCUGCUAACACUGGAGAAUUGGCACCUAAUGAGCGACCGGUUAAACGUUUAAAGCUUAAUGAACACUUCAAUGGUAACCAAGCUUCUGAUGGUCAAUUACAAAUGCAGAUAUCUUCUACCAAAUUUUCUGAACUCAGGAGUCAACUAAUGGAAAAAAGUAGUUGGCCCAAAGACAAAACUAACUGGCAUGAAAGCAGCAAAGGGAAUUCUAUAAGCAGAAGUGACAAGGGACAGCAUGAAUCUAGCAGAAAUGUCCCUACAUCAUCUAAAGUUCUGCCUACAAGGCUGGUAGAUAAUGAAAAUUUGGUGGCUGUUUGCAAGACUGGCCCCCCUAUGGUGCACAAUGCUGGGAUGCCUUCUAAGCAAGUGAAUAAUAGUAUUGUUGCUGGUGAUGUAGCUUGUACUUAUGGUCAGCCUGAGAAGGAGACUAUGCCUGUGGAUGCUUGUACAUUGUUAAACCAAAGCUCAUCUUUGGCACAAGUGACACCUGCUGUUGAGAGCACUGAAGUUCAAAAGCAUGUUGGUGUUUCAAGGGGACUUGGUGCUUCCAAUCUGUUUCCAAACAAUCCAGCAUCUUCUAGUAUAGCUAAAGGUGGUCUUAUAAUGCCUAUGGAAGCACCUGGCAAUCCUCUCGACAAGUUUUCAAGCCUUGUUCCAGAUAGUAAAUUAAGUAAUGGUGAGGAUGCAAAUAUCAGGGGUUCAGCUCCAAUGGGCAUUUUGGGAGAGGGGCGUAUGAACUUACAACCUUUAUUGGAGUUGGAGGAGCUACAUGACAAGGAGUUGGAAGAGGCACAGGAGCUUAGACGCACGUGCGAACUUGAAGAGAGACAUGCACUAAAAGCUUAUCGCAAGGCGCAAAGAGCUUUGAUUGAUGCCAAUGAGAGAUGUGCAGCUCUUUAUCAGAAAAGAGAACUGUUCUCUGCUAGACUUCAAGGUUUGCUAAUGGAGACUUCUAGUUUUAUGUGGCCUUCCAGCUGGCAAGAUCAUAGAACACUCUUUGAUUCUGUCAAAUCUGUUCCUAAGUGUAGCUCUGAUAUGUUAUCUGGAUUAGGCAAUCAGAUACCAGCUGAGAGCCAGAUAUUUGAACAGUUGGGCUGUAAGUCUAUUAUUCAAAGCCCAGAAGGUGCUACACUUGAAGCAUCUUAUCAGCAGAUGAAUGGGCAUGAUUCAGGUGAUGACCAAUUCUGUGAACCUGAUGCUAGUACAUCAGACCCUAAAGCAAACAGUGCUGUGAAUGAUGUUUGCACUCCUGCCUACCGUCCCAAUAUAUAUACAGAUGAUGAUGAAGAAAAUUUUCCUUCUGAUAACAGAUCUGUGGAAUCAAGAUUGGCAUGUGAAAUUAAGAUGGGAAAAUUUGAAGAAGAAAAUAUAAAUAUGGAUAUUGAAAAGGAAAGUUUAAUUGCUAGUGAGAAUGCAAAGGACUAUGAUCUUCUUGAAGCUUCUUUAAGGUCGAAAUUGGUUGCACAACUUGGUAUGAGAACAUCGUCCAAGAGUCAUAUGAGCAAUGCAGAACGCGAUGUUGAUAAAGCACAUGGCGAUACUCUUGAAAAUGAGAUGUCAUCAGCUUUUCUUGACCAGCGAAUGCAUGGAAAAGAGAAAAACUGCGUGUCAAGUUCUCAAGGUAUUGAGAGGCCCGGAAAAAGCGGCAGACAGCAAUAUGCACAGCCCUUUGGCCAGAUUCACGGCAAUAAUUUUUCCUUUGAUGAUGAGUCUCAUAGGAAUACCGAUCCUGAACAAAGCACUUUAUUUCCAAGACAAUCUUGCACCACAACUUGCGGACCUGUUUUCUCCUUACCUUCAUCAGAUCUGCAUAAUGUGUCGAGACAUGCAAAGUUAAUACUGCCUGGGUGCUGCAGUGAAUUUGCAACAAUAAAAUAUAAGGAUGAUAUGUUAAGGGAUGCAAACUUUGAAGUCAUGGUUGGUGUGCCAGAUAUUGUAGGAGAGUAUACUUUAGGAUAUAGCAUGCGAUUCCCGGUAGCAAGCAAACUAAGUGAUGACAUGAAUGAUUCUGCACUUGAUCCCUUCUGGCCUUUUUGCAUGUUUGAGCUCCGGGGAAAAUGUAAUGAUGAUGAAUGCCCGUGGCAGCAUGCCAGAAACUGCAUGCAAAGGAAGUUAAAGCAACAUCGUUGUUCAUCUUCCUCUACUUCAGGUAAUCAGCUUGAUCGUCUAUUGGUUGCUGAAAAAUCUAAUAAUGAAAAUGAAUCUCCUCACAAUCUCUUCCAGCACCUUCUGCCUAUUCCAAUGUAUCAUAUUGGUUCAAACCUUGUAAAAGGUGACUCGCAUUUAUCUCAGUCGGUUCUUGCUCAUAGCAACUGGCAAUAUUGGCAAAGGGGGUUCUGUGCUUCCUUCCCUUUACCAGUUUCUGUUCGAAGAAUUCUUCAUCCAGAUGCGCCAUUCUUGCAAACCGGUGAUGGUCCCAUUGCAGAUCAUGAUAAUUGGAGCAGGCAUUCUUUAUAUUUUCGAAGCCAAGAUAGCACAAUGAAGAAAUUCAUGCAAGGGUUGCCUGAUUCUGAACAAUCCUUGGAGUUGGCGCUUUAUUUUUUUUGUGGAAGUGUCUAUAAACCAGACAGGAAGAAGGCUCUCAUGCUGUUAUCCCGAGCCAUGGAAGCUGAACCCAAUUCUGUAAUCCUUUGGGUUGUUUAUCUGCACAUUUACUAUAGGAAGGAGAGUGGCAUUGGGAAAGAUGACAUGUUUUUUCAUGCGGUGCAACACAGUGAGUGUUCAUAUGAGCUGUGGCUUUUGUAUAUUAAUAGUCGGGUGCAGCUUGAUGGACGACUGAAUGCAUAUCAUGAUGCUUUGAGCAUAUUCUGCCACAGGACUGUGACAUGCCAUGAGGAAACAAAAUAUAAAAGUGCAUGCAUUUUAGACAUUUUCCUGCAGAUGAUUGACUUCCUGUGCAUGUCUGGAAAUUUGGAGAAGGCCAUUUGGAAAAUCUAUGAACUUCCUACAGCAAGUUCUGAAUACUCUGGGGACACAUUGCUUUCAGACAUUCCCUCUUACCUGGUAGUAUCUGACAAAUGUAUAUUUUGGAUUUGUUGUAUAUAUCUAGUAAUCUACAGGAAACUUCCACAAGCAGUUACACAACAAUUUGAGUUCGAGAAAGAUCUGCCGUUUAGGAUCCAGUGGCCUUCUGCUCAUUUAACAACUGAUAGGAAAGAGAGGGUUAGAGAAUUGGUGAGAUUUGCUGUGGACAAGAUGACUUCAGAUAUUGAUGAAAACUCCCAAAAAAGAGAUCGAACUGCUCUUAGAGCUUUGCACUGCUUUGCUAUUAGCCACAUUAGAUGUGUAGCGGCACUUGAUGGCUUACACUGUUGUGCUGAUUUGUUGGUCAAGUACAUGAAAUUAUAUCCAACCUGCAUUGAACUAGUUCUGAUGUCGGCUCGAAUGAAGGAAAAUUUUUCAGCAGAUGUGGUUUUGAUAGGGUUUGAGGAGGUAGUGUCUAAUUGGCCAAAAGAAGUCCCUGGCAUUCAGUGUCUCUGGAAUCAAUAUGUUGAACAUGCUAUAGCGCAUGGAAGAAUCGAGCUUGCAGAACAGCUGAUUACCUGCUGGUUUCAAUGUUUUUGGGAAGUUAAAGAUCCACCAUGUAGAAAUUUAGAAGGUAGGGAUGAUGGUUUAUGUAGUUUGUCUGCUUUGCCAUCACAUGUAGAGUCCAAGGGUGCUGGCCAUGCUAACUUGGAAGAUGAUAUUUAUGGCUAUCUAAAUCUCUCUCUGUAUAGAAUGUUCCGAAAAGAUCUAGCAGAAGCUCGCGUUGCUGUUGAUGAAGCAUUGAAACUGGCUUCUCCUGAAUAUUUUGAGCACUGUGUAAGAGAACAUGCAGCAUUAAAUCUGGUGAUUGAGUCAGAGUCUCAAAAAAAAGGUUCAAGUGAAGUUAUAUUGGAUCUUCUAAGUGGUUACUUAGGAGCUUCAUGCUAUUUACGCAAGUCAGAACCACUGUCAAGAAGGUACUACCGAACCAUAAGGAAACCUAGAAUUCGGCAGUUGAUGGAUGGCAUUCUGGGUCCAGCUUCUCUGGACUUUUCUCUAGUGAAUUCUGUUCUUGAAGUGUGUUAUGGCCCAUCACUUAUUCCAGAAUGGGUUAAUGAACCCAAGGAUCUUGUCGAUUUUGUUGAAUCACUAAUGGAAAUUGCACCAGCGAACUAUCAGUUGGCUUUAGUGGUGUACAGAUUUAUAGCUAAAAGUUUCAGGGGCACUGAUCUUGCAUCAGAUGGCAUUAUAUUUUGGGCAAGCACUGUUUUGAUUAAUUCAAUAAUUCAGGCAGUCCCAGUGGCACCAGAAACAAUAUGGCUAGAAGCAGCUAAUCUCUUACAAAAUGCAGAAACUUGGGGAAUUUCCAAAAGGUUCCAUGAGCAUGCUAUAUCAGUUUAUCCUUUCUCUACUAAAUUGUGGCAGUCCUACGUUAAUCUCUUCAAAACAUCUGGGAAUGCAGAUGCAAUAGUAGAAGCUGCAAGAGAACGAGGUGUUGAACUAAGCCAAAUUCCAGACUAGUUAGGCUGCAUGAGUUUCAUGUACAAAGCUCUAACUGUCUGGAAUCUGCUACUGAAAUUGUUCAUUAUUAGGCAUAAUCAUGGUGCCAUACAAGUUGUCUGGCCACAUCUUUUGUUCUUACCUGAUAAAGAUCUGUUAUGUUGUACUAGCAGUUCCUCCAAAAAAUUGUCCAAGAACAUUCUUGAAUCCCUCUUUAAUGGUCCAGCACUAAUUUUUCAUAAGUGCGGUUUUUGGGAUGGCAGCAGUAGGAAGAGGACAUCACGGCAGGAUGAGUUCAUUAGGAAACUGAAUACAUAUACUAGUCACCAUCUGAAUCAGCUUUUCCCCUCUAACCCAUCUCUGCAUAUGUGUUGAAGUAGAUGAUACAAUGCCAUCGUGCAAGUGGCAUGCAAUUUUUGUUACCAAAGUUAUAGUUCCAAUUUUCUUUUGGUUUUUAGUUUGAAAUGUACAUGUCAAAGGGCAUAAUUUUGUCUUAAUUGUGGGGCAAUUCUGUACCAUUUAAAUACUGGAAAAUGUGAAUAUAGAUUAGAAUGUUCCUUUUAAAACAUUAUGCCUGAUUUCAUAUGUUCCCUGAUGGUUGUAUUGUUUUGUUCGCCUUCAAUAUUGGCAACAGUCGAUUUAGUUCUGGUCCAAUUUGACCAUGCUUGUCUCAUACACACAAGCUUUCCUGCCUUUCUCAGUUUGGAAGGCAUCACUGCCACAAAUUUGGCGAUUCUUCAAUGAUGUAAUGCAUUUUUUCAAGAUAUUUAGCAACAAGUUUUUUGAACUCAA